Candidula unifasciata is the source of this 2052-nucleotide messenger RNA. The record is from the annotation of a GenBank genome assembly. Lineage: Eukaryota; Metazoa; Mollusca; Gastropoda; Stylommatophora; Geomitridae.
AUGGACGCUGGAGAUUUGACAAGACAAGACCGGGAAUGUCAAGGCAAGGUCAUGGACGCUGAAGCUUUGGCAAGAGAAGACCGGGAAUGUCAAGGUCAUUGGGAGGCAGAAUACAGCUACCUGGAGGGAGCUGACACAGAUCACCUUUACGACAAGUGUACAAAAAAUCCAGACCACAAGAACUUUAUACCUGUAUACAAGUUCGGUAAGGAGCAUCUGCCCGAGGAAUACCGUGACGACGAUAUUGUGGAGUAUAUCCGAGCGGUGGCGGACCUGACAGUUCGUGUGUCAGUGACAUAUGUUAGUGACAAGAGACCGGAAAUAUUUCCCGGCACUAGGAAACAUUACCCAGGUUACAAGAGUAGAGGUAAAAGGAGAGUGACAUUUGGAACUGGGUGGGUAGAGCGGGUAGACAUGCCUUUAGAGCGCAACAGAGAGUCAUGUCUGUGCCAAGAAUGUUUGACAACCUUAUUUCGUCCGACGCUCUAUGCCCGCAUUUUCAUACAGACAGCUUCGCAUGUUGUCUAUAACCAAGAUGAAGGAGAUCACACCACCUGCCACUUGUACUUCGACAACGGCUCUCUACCCAAGAAAUGUCCAGGUGUAGUUUCUCUCCCUAGAGUCACCGUUCGGUCUAAGCAGAUCAACAGGGACAUCUGUGAGAUGGUUUACUACACCCAUGAUCUAGACCUGAUAGACAAACUGAAACAACAGCUGGACCACAAGAAGGCCCUGGGUGACAAAAUCUCCAGCAAGCUGCCCCAGUUAUGUAAGAUAAAGAGAAGACUGGACGCCAAGGACAAGCAACCACUGGUCUUUAUCGUGUCUCACCCUCACGGCUGCAGCAAGCAGAUCAGUUUCGGCCAUUGCACUAACAUCGAUAUGUUUAGCAACGACAAUUUCCAGUACCUCUACGACACCGCAACUUGUCCUGGAUCUAGCGGAGGUCCCGUGUGCAUGCUACAGAAGCACAAUUUGCAAUUCAUGUACAGCCGGAAAGAUUGCGUCUAUCUGAUGGAAAUCCAUUGUGGAAACUUUGAGGUGGACAAGGCUCUCAAUUUUUGCAGCGUUAUCACAGGAUAUCCUUCGCUGCAAAUGGUUACUUUGGACACUCUAAUGUUGGAUGACGGAACAUGGGAUGAAAAAUUCACUUGUCUGGCAGAGGACGUUCUGCAUGAGCACUACAGAACCUGUCAGAAGAAUCCUGGUCACCCAAAUUUCUUUCCUGCUGAGGGUUUCAGUUCGAGUACUCUCCCGCCUCUCUAUCGCACCGAAGAGGUGAUGAAGUUCAUUAAAAUUUUGUCAGACAUAACUGUCCGGGUGACAGUCAAGUAUGUCAGUAAGAACAGACCUGAGACUGUCCCAGGAACUGCCAUCUCAUACCCGUGGUCCAGUGACAAGGGCAGUAACCUGAUGAGGGUAGGAAGCGGAAGUGUUACUGAAGUUGACAUAUUUAAGAACGACAGAUUAUAUCCAACGUGUGACUGCAAAGACUGCAAAGGUUCUUCAACGCCAAGAACAGAAUUUGCUAACAUUUACAUAGACACAGCCGCUCACCUUGUCUACGAUGAACAGGAGGCAGAACACACAACGUGCGAUCUGUUCUUUGAGUCAGGUGAAAUACCCGCAUUCGGCAGACGAGCUGUCACACUCUCAGGUACAAAGGAAGGGUCACGGGACACGAAGAGAGAUUGGUGUAGGCUGAUCCACGUGACCCAUGACUUAAACUUGGCAGAGACAAUUGACGCUAUGAUGAACGUCUAUGACAAGUGUCUUCGAGCGAUGGAGGAGUUCGACUAUUUCAACCCCAUGGAGAGCGGCAAGCAGAACGGAAGGAAGGACGCUAGAGGAGAAAUUCCUCUGCACCUUGUGGUCUCCCACCCUCACGGAGCUGCCAAACAGAUCAGCAUUGGUUACUAUGGUAACGAUGGCAAUGCUAGAACAGGUCAAGGCCAACUGAAAUAUACGUCCACUACUUGUCCAGGUUCCAGCGGCGCUCCGGCUUUACAGCUAGGAUGGGAGACUUUCUAUCCUUAUGUUGAGGAGAUGUAG